Molecule: messenger RNA, 792 nt
Organism: Rotaria socialis
Lineage: Eukaryota; Metazoa; Rotifera; Eurotatoria; Philodinida; Philodinidae
Source: the annotation of a GenBank genome assembly
AUGGUGGCUUUGGCAACAGGAUCUCGAAAUGAAGUACGCAUGAUCUUACUUGGAAAAACUGGAGGAGGUAAAAGUUCGUUUGGAAAUACACUCAUAGGGGCUAAAGAAUUUACACCUGGUACAUCACCAAAUGGGGUCACUGAGCAUUGCAAGUGUGCUAGUCGAGACUUUGACGACAAAAAAUUAUUCGUUGUUGACACACCUGGAUUUCUUGAUCCUCGUAUUCAUCGAGAUGAUAUACAAGAGGAAGUCGCUAAAGCUUAUCAAGUAACAGCAUUACCUGGACCACAUGCAUUUUUACUCAUUGUUGAACCAACACGAUUUCUUUCGGAAGAUGCCGAAGCAAUUAAUUAUCUCAGUGAUAUAUUUGGUCCAGACGCUAUUAAAAAUACGGUUAUUAUUUUCACUCAUGACGACGCAUUUGAUCCAUCAGAAGGUAAAACAAUAGAAACUUAUUUGCAAGAAUUGACAAGCAAAUCUCCUCUCAGAACAAUACUUGAUCAGUGUCAAUGGCGCUACUUGUCAGUGAACAACAGAGGACAGGAAUCAGAAAAGAGAAAAGUGAUAGAAAAAUUACUUGACAUGAUUGCAUCGAUAAUUGCAAAGAAUGGUGGCAAAGGGUACAGAACAACAAAAUUUGAUAAAGUUGCUAAAGUGAAUGAUGAGGAGAAAUCUAAAGGAGAUUAUAAUCCAAUCAAACCUGAUGGAUCGAUUAUUUUGCAUCCAAAGAUCAAGGAAAUUAUUGUCGAAGACUUUCUACGCCGAACAGUUGGCCGAAAAGUUGUCCAUUAA